This is a messenger RNA of Drosophila kikkawai, 1030 nucleotides long. RefSeq names its product protein phosphatase inhibitor 2. Lineage: Eukaryota; Metazoa; Arthropoda; Insecta; Diptera; Drosophilidae. The record is from RefSeq and is a predicted model, not a curated record. Gene Ontology annotation, biological process: regulation of signal transduction. Gene Ontology annotation, molecular function: protein phosphatase inhibitor activity.
AUAUCCAAAUAGUAGUCGUUGAAUUAGACCUCCCCUCGCCAAAUGAAUAUGUAUUUAGUCAGUUGAAUUCUACUUCCAUAAACAGUUUCACACUCAGUUUACAUGCACCAAAACACUAUGGACACCAAUGAUGUUAAGGGUAUUUUGAAAUCGGGGCCAAUAAGCUCAAAUUUAGUUGUAAGAUCGGCCAAGUUCGACGAGGUGAACAUUCUGGCCACAUUUCAUCCCGUCAACAAGGACUACGGCCACAUGAUUAUCGAUGAGCCCAAGACUCCGUUUGUCUUUGAGGAUGAAAUACCCCCCGAGUUGGACAUGAAUGCCUUGGUGGAAAAGCUGCGCAUCACGUCGAGAUCGCAAAUGCCUUCAUUCGGGUUCGAUGACGACUCCGAUGAGUCGUCAGAGGAGGAGGACUUUCCGGAGUCGCUGGAGGAGCAGGCGCGCCGUUUGGAGUUUGAGCGCCGUCGCAAGUUGCACUACACGGAAUUCUUUUCCGUGCCCCUGGCUCGACGUCUUAUAGCCGAAGAAUUUGGCUGUAAUAGUAGCUCCGAGGAGAGUAUUUCCAUCGAGACGAAUGGGGUUAGCAUAGAUAAAUGCUCGGAAAUGUGCCCUCCAUGUGGUGAAUUUAGUCUGGCGUGCAGCUCCCUACAUUCGGGCGUCUCUGUGGAUAGCAGUGUAGAGUAUGAGCCGGGGUAUGAUCCCAAACAUCCCUGUUACCAGAAACUAAUGGCAAAGAUCGACGAGCCGAUUGCCGAAUCACCGAAAUACAGCUCAUUGUCUCGCCUUCAAACCAUUCCCUCGGUAGUCUCCGAGAGUCUAGUUCCAACGGUUCCCCAUGCGAGUACUCGGGUGACUACCACCGGCAGGAUAACCAUUAAGCCGGCACAAUCCAUCAGUAAUAUGGGACCUGUAAGCACCCGCAUUUGCACAGCCAAUGGGAAUUCUAAGGAUCAAAGUAAAUGGAAGAGAACUCGAUAAAAGCGAUACGUCGCUUGUGUUUAUUUAAAUAAAGUGAUUAUUCGUAUUUACUGGA